Molecule: messenger RNA, 670 nt
Organism: Cryptococcus amylolentus CBS 6039
Lineage: Eukaryota; Fungi; Basidiomycota; Tremellomycetes; Tremellales; Cryptococcaceae
Exons: 3
Coding region: 74-493 (139 amino acids)
Source: RefSeq, a predicted model, not a curated record
AGCCCACUAGAUUAUCUAUCCUUUUCCCAUCAACUACACACACCAACAAGAACAAGAACAAGAACAAGCAAAGAUGUCCUCUUCCCUCCCUCCCCGCGACCCCGCUCUCGAGAAGCCCCAGAGCCAGCUCUCCCACGGCGCCAACCUGGAGCAAGCCACCCGCAAAGUCAACCGGUUCGCCAAACGCGACCCCGCCUUGUACCCUUUGAGUAUCAUCGUGACUGGUGUUUUGGGCGUUGCUGGGUAUUUCUUCUUUACAAAGUCAACAGAGCCCGAGCCGCAGAGAAAGUUGAUGGCCAGCGGGAUGGUGCAGCCCUGGGACAGCGCGAGUCAGCACGAGACCCAUCCUUCUUCGGUGGCGCAGUUCAAGUACCGAUACAAGACUAGGGAUGGGCACUAUGAGGAUGCGCAUCCUACUUUGAACCAGACUGUCGAGCAGGUAAGUCCCUCCUCUUCCGAGUUGAGGAACAGGCUGAUGGGAAGGUAUAGUUGAAGGAGCACAAUGCGCACAAGUACCGUACUGCCUAAGUCUGCCUGGAAGUCUUGCAGCGAGGUCUGGUGAUAUAGUUUGUCCGGUCAGCAUUGAGUCGAUAGCAAUUGUACAAGUAAAGCAAGAAUCAGAAGUUUAGUUGAGCCAAAGAGCUAGCAUUCAUGUAUCGCAAUAAUCCAA